AUGACAUCCAAGCACGAAUAUACAUAUUCGUCGUCAAAAAAUAGUACUGAUGCAGAUGAAAUCUUUGAUCAAGUUGAUACCAACAACGAUGGUGUAAUUGACCGUGAUGAAUUAGCAGCGAUAGUUGGUGGUAAACAUAAAUCGUCGUCGUAUGAAACAUUAAGACAUUCAUCUGGUGGUGGUAUUAUUGAUAGUGGAAGUGUUGGUUAUGGAGGCGUCAGUGGUACCUAUCAUUCAACAACAUAUGAAGGAAACAGUGAUUAUGAUAUUUCAGCACUUAGUAAAGCCGCUAGUUAUACUGCUGAAACCAAUGCAGCUUGGUCCAGAUAUGGUGCUGAAGUACGAGGCGUUGGUCUCUAUGUCGAUCCAAAUCCAGAAAUCAUUCGACGACAAAUACCUGCUGGUACUGAAACCUAUACACAACACAUACGAAUCCGCUUUUUACAACCGCCACAUGUUGCAUCAGCAGGUCCACUCAUCAUCAAAGAAGUGCGUCCACCUGCACCUGCUCCUCUACCACCGCUUCGUAUCAGACAACAAGCACCAGCACCUCCACAACUACCUCCACUCAUUCUUCGUGAAAGACCACCUACACC
Molecule: messenger RNA, 596 nt
Organism: Adineta steineri
Lineage: Eukaryota; Metazoa; Rotifera; Eurotatoria; Adinetida; Adinetidae
Source: the annotation of a GenBank genome assembly